UGGUUGGCAAGCAAACAAUCAGGUGAAGGACUAUUGUCAGCAUAGUCGAGCCUGGAGGUGACAACCGCUCUGUGAGCCAGUUCGACGCCUGCCUGGACUCAAGGAUGGCUGGUAACGAAGAUCCCUUUCGUGGAACAUUGGACAACGCACAACGCGCUGGACUUCCACGUCCAGAUGAAGAGGCGUCAGAUGAAGAGAUGGAGGCACUGGAGCCACCUCAAGCCAACAUCGUCCCGCGCGCCAACACCCGACGUGGUCCAGGUGACUAUACAAGACAAAUGGUGCUGAUAAACAUUUUUCAACUGGAAGGGAAUACGGCACCUCGGACGAACGAUAACCAAAUCGUCCGCGUAGUCAUAAACCAAGCACUAACCAGUGGCCAAUUGUUGGCCAGGAUAAAGGAAGGCUUCCUGGAUCCAAAUCGCGUGAACGUCCGAGCGGCAGAACGGCGUAAGAUUGAGAGAGCUUCCUUAAGCAACACCAGGCUUUACAAUUUCCAUACGGGCGAGGGGAUGGAGGCCAUUGGGGAGCAGUUUCCAAAUGCUGGGUUCCUGAAGACUGAGACUCGGGGAGACUGCAAGGUGUAUGUGUAUGUUGAACCACAGGCACGUGGCCAAGAGCAGGAUCCAACAGAACAGGGGGCACCUGCAGCGCAGCAACAGACACCUGGUCGGGGCCGUGCAGCGCAGCAACAGACACCUGGUCGGGGCCGUGCAGCGGAGCAACAGACACCUGGUCGGGGCCGUGCAGUGGAGCAACAGACACCUGGUCGGGGCCGUGCAGUGGAGCAACAGACACCUGACCCAGACAGCGCACCUGCAGUGCAGCAACAGGUACAUGACCCUGACAAUACACCUGUAGCACAACAACAGGCACCUGUUCCGCCGGAUGCCGUUCCGCCGGAGACGACCGGCGAAAGUCAAGAAUCAGCAAGUCCAUCAUCAACGCCGCCCCCUCUGUCACCGCAAUCGCCGAUGGUCUAUGAGUAUGAGAGCUUACCACUCGCUGACGAUAUCACGCCCGUUGAGGAGACAGCGACAGAGCUGCCGUUGCUCCGCAGAAGCCACAUUGAGCAUGGCGUCGUCGUGGGGAGCUGGAGUUCGUCGGGCUCGGUGAUCUGUGGGCAGAUUGUCACGGACACGUCCGACCGAGGGUUGGACUUCCCAGAAAGACUGCUCGGUGGCAGGACAUGUAGAGCAGCACGACUGCAAUCACUAUUGCAGGUUAUUCUGAGGCCAUUGGAGCGUGUGCCUUACGUGUGGCCAUUGCCAUUUAGCCAAAUGUGCCUCCAGGCCUCACUUGACACGAGGUUACUGUUGGUCAUCCGCCUGACGACAACAAUCGUCGCUCCCCUAAGGGACAUGAUCAGGAAUAUAGGGGCCGAACAGGCCAUGGUGACCUACUUCUGGCCAUACGAGGGGGGGACCCAAGAUGCUGACGAUGUUGUACAGUACUGUCGGUCGGAAGGGACUCCUCCCCUUAUGGUCCUGUUAGGACCAAGAGGCCACACCCAGAUGAUAAUUCUUCAGAGGUUUGAAGACACUGUUCCCACCGGUGUGGCCAUUUUGGAAGGUAUCAGCAAUGGCCAGCUGUACAUGGAGGCAAUACAAAGGGACAGGCAACGUAUCCUGGAGAGUAGGCGUCUGCGGGAAGAUCAAGACGCCGAGAUCUUGCAACAGCUUGGCACCGACCAGGUACAGGGACGCCAGCAGCCCGAGACUACAGGCCAGAGCACGGGCCGGGUGCCGGGACACCAGCAGCCUGAGACUACAGGCCAGAGCACGGACCGGGUGCCGGGACACCAGCAGCCUGAGACUACGGGCCGGGUGCCGGGACACCAGCAGCCUGAGACUACAGGCCAGAGCACGGGCCGGGUGCCGGGACACCAGCAGCCUGAGACUACAGGCCAGAGCACGGACCGGGUGCAGGGACGCCAGCACGUGCGAACCCAGAUGCCAGCCGCAACUGCCGUGACAAGGUAUCAUCAGCGUCACCACCCCUACGGGCCCCAGGUCCCGGGAGGACACAUGCCACGUCACCGGCCCCCGGGAGGGAACAUGCCACGCAACCGGGCCCCGGUAGGAAACAUGCCACAGCACCAGGUCAUGGGAGGGAACAUGCCACGCAACCGGGCCCCGGUAGGAAACAUGCCACAGCACCAGGUCAUGGGAGGGAACAUGCCACGCCACCGGGCCCCGGUAGGAAACAUGCCACUCCACCGGGCCCCGGUAGGAAACAUGCCACGCCACCGGGCGCAGAUGCGGGGACCCACACCCCCGUAUUGUACUUUUCAAUAGCGAGUGUCCGCUGCCCUGUUACGUUUAAUCUCUACUUCAUUACACUAGUGUUGCGGUCCUUGAAGAUCUGUAUUGUAUGACAUCAUGUUGUCGAAGGUUCACAGUGAGCAUUAGCUUUAUCAUUAGUUAGUUAAUUAGCUAGUUAAUUUGCUUCAAGGCGUAAAAUGUCACCGGAGUUGAUCUAUUUGAUUUCACUAGUGUUGCGAUCCUUUAAAAUCUGCGUUAGUUUUAUCUGUUGAAUUUGAUAGUUUGUACUUUGUACUAAUAAAGGAUUGUGAAGUCAUUUGGCUACUAGUACUGAAAAUUGUUGAAUCUACGACGCCAUAACGUUAGAAGGAUGCAUUAGAUUUAUCUGUCCAAUCCUACAGUAUGGACCACUUGAAGAUUGUUAAAAUUCAUAGUUACUUUGUAAUAUCUUUGAUUAAACUGUGGUUGCGGUUCUGCAAAUCUGUAUUGUUGAAUCUAUGACGUCAUGACGUGAAAACGUGUGCGUUCGUUUUGUCAGUUAAAUGAUAUGAUAUGGACAACUAAAGAAUAGUUAAAAGUCAUUUGGGUCUUGAAAAUUAUUUCGUUACUUUGCUACGUGGCGUUUAAUCUCUACCCUUACCCUAGGGUUACGGUCGUCCUUGGAAAAACGUAUACUUGAUAAAUGACGUCAUGAUGAUGGUUGGAAUCGUAAAAUAACGUUCAUCGUUUGUUGCUCUCACCACGUGACCCCAGACCGUCUAAACACAAUGAUUGGCCUGUUACACCGUUUCCCGCCACACGUAAUGGUGCUCCCUCAUCAUUAACUUAACUAACUAACUAGCUACCUAACUUAAGAAAUCCAAGUUAAAAAAACAAACCAAAUGCCAUAAAUUAAAGUGAAACAUCUUGAUUUCAACUAAACUAAAACUUGGUUACGAAAACGGAAAUAUUCAGAAGAACAUAAUGACAAAAGUCCAAUAAAAUCAAUACAAUACAAUAUAGGGUUAAAUGACCCGCU
Messenger RNA from Branchiostoma belcheri (Belcher's lancelet), 3282 nucleotides. RefSeq lists its product as uncharacterized. The transcript has 13 exons. Bases 105 to 2297 code for a protein of 730 amino acids. The record is from RefSeq and is a predicted model, not a curated record. Lineage: Eukaryota; Metazoa; Chordata; Leptocardii; Amphioxiformes; Branchiostomatidae.